Yamadazyma tenuis ATCC 10573 is the source of this 1375-nucleotide messenger RNA. RefSeq names its product E1 ubiquitin-activating protein (gene AOS1). Gene Ontology annotation, molecular function: SUMO activating enzyme activity. Gene Ontology annotation, cellular component: cytoplasm; SUMO activating enzyme complex. Gene Ontology annotation, biological process: protein sumoylation. Lineage: Eukaryota; Fungi; Ascomycota; Pichiomycetes; Serinales; Debaryomycetaceae. The record is from RefSeq and is a predicted model, not a curated record.
UAUCAUAAUGACUUCUGAAGAAUUAUCAAGAGAUGAAAUAGCCCUUUAUGAUAGGCAAAUCCGGUUGUGGGGAAUAGCAACUCAAUUGAGACUAAGAUCUGCAAGAUUACUUCUCAUAAACUUAGGCUCCGUAGGGAUGGAAGCCGUAAAAAACCUUGUAUUGGGAGGUGUUAAUUCCAUAGAAUUGAUGGAUAACUCAACCAUAAAGUCUGAAGACUAUGGUGCCCAGUUCUUUUUGCCUAAAGAUGAUUCCAAAAUUGGUGAAUUGAAGUUACCUAAUGUGGUGGAUUCCAUAAAAGAAUUGAACGAUAGAGUUGAGAUCAACAUAAACACAAAAAGUUUUGAUACGGUGAUACAAGGCGAUCCUUCCUAUUUCAAGAAGUUUGACUUGAUAAUUGCUACGGAGAUCCAAAAGCCCGAUACUUUCAAAUUGAAUGAGUUAACAAGAGAGCUCAAUCUCCCCUUAUAUAUAGCUGGAACUCAUGGGAUGUUUGGAUACAUCAUCACGGACUUGAUAGACAAUAUCAACGAAACGGAGAAGGAUAUGGGAAACCAGCCAAGAAAAGCAAACACAAAGCUCAAUUUGAACAAAACCAUUAUAAAAGUUGAGAGCAACGAGCUGACGAACAAAGAACUCAUUACAAUCCAUGAUUCAUAUAGACCAAUUAAAGAGAUUUUCAGCUCGAAGUUGCUUCCUGAGCAGUUGAAUAAAAGGCAAUUGAAGAGAUUGUCUCCGUCUUUGCCAUUGAUUUUUGCAUUAUUUGAGCUUCAAAGAGUCUCAGAUAUCAAUGCUGAAACUCUCAAAAGCCAUGCUUUGAAAGCAUGUGAAGAGCUUGGAGUGAAUCCCGAUAUUAUUACUGAUGAAUACUUGAAGCUUUUUGUGGAUCAAGGAUUCACCGAGUUUGCACCUACGAGCGCAAUUUUGGGAGGCUGUUUGGCUCAAGACAUAAUCCAAUUUUUAAGUAAGAAAGAGAGUCCAAUUAAUAAUGUGUUGAUUUUCGAUGGUCUUAGGUCGGAGAUGCCUAUAUAUACAUUGUAAUAUAAAUUGUUCGGUGUACUCAUUUAGGUGUUAUACCUCUUCCUUUUCUUUUCUUCAAAUGAGAUGAGUCUCUCAAAUACCUGAAGGACUUUACUAACUUCUCUUUCAACCGCUGGUUUUCUUCUUUCUUCAUUUCUAUUUUGUUGAUUAAUUUGCUUCUAUCCAUUCUGAAUUUCUUGAUUUCUUCUUCAUCAGUCUCCCUGAAAUUGUCCAAUCUCUUACCUAGAUUCUCGUUCACUUCCUCCAACUCAUUAAUGGAAGACUUGGACUCUCUAAUGGACUUCAAAGAGUUUUCAUACUCGGUUUUCAUAUAAUCUUUUUCUUCCUGUUUCGAUU